AUGUCUGGCUCUGGGCAUCCGAACGGCGGCGCAUCUGCGUCGGGGAGCACGAGCUCGGCCUCGACACGCGUCUCCUUUGCGAUCCCCGGCGCUUCAAAGCUAAAAGCCGCGGGCUUGCCGACACCAUUAUCCCUCGACGCGCGCGCGCCGACAGCUGGUCUCCCGCUCAACCCUCUGCUCGCCGUGGCCGCUGCUGCCGCCUCCGGGUCUAGCAGCUCGGGCUCGUCUAUUGGUGGUGGUGGUGGAGGAGGAGGAGGAGGAGGCGGCGCGGCGUCGUUGCCGCCCAAGCCAACACACGCGCAGGGUCUCCCCCCACCGCGUAAUGGCGAGCACUUGCGGUGGAGCGCCGGACCGUCACGCGAACGUGAUCGCGACAGCCAUCGAGAUGGAUGGGACCGACACGACCGCGAUCACCGCAGCGACAGAGACAGAGAUUGGGACAGACGACGGUCACCCAGCCCGGAACGCCGGAGGCGCAGAUCACACUCGAGGGAGCGUGAACGCGUGGAUAGGUACUACCCGGAGCCAUCCCGGGACCGCGACGGGGGCCGCGGCGAGCGAUACUACCCCGGACGUGAUCGUGAUCGUGAUCGUGAACGCGACAGGCGACGCGACGGACGCGGCGACCGGUAUGAACGGUACGAUCGCUACAGCUCGCCAGAAAAGAGCCGCUAUGGCUCGCCAGAGAGAGGUGGCCGGUAUCCAUCCCCGACAAAGAGGUCGUCGCCAGACAAGGGCGGCAACGAGAUGAACGGACAUGGCCGGCGCCGCGACUCUCGCUCGUCGCCACAACGGCCCUUCCUCCCCCACCCGCCCCCUCCACGCGAACAACCUCCUCCUCCUUCACCACCUGCCGACGCGCCCCCACCACCAGAGACGUCCCCACCACCACCGCCAUCUUCCCCUCCUCCUCCACCUCCACCACGCGACCCGCCCGCGCUUGACCAUCGCCUCCCAUCGCGCCCCUUAUCCCCUCACUCGUUCAAGGGGACCCCUACAGGCCCAGCGUCAUGGAAGAAGGCUCCCCCAGCUGGACCGGCGUCAGCACGUGUACCCUCGACAACGCCGACUGGCCCAGCGUCCAUGUCGGCACCAUCAGCUCCCCACCCCCCUCCUCCUCCUCCCCCUUCGCACGAACCCCCUCCCCCACCGCCAGAGACAUACAAGCCUCCCCCCUGUGUUUCUCGUCGCCCUGGCGCCGGCUCUUUCCUCUACGUCAAGGAUCCCAAGACUGGCGCCGACGUCAAGCGCUUUGAUGGUGUCCUCGACGGCGUGUCACCUACGGUGCACGACCCACGACUCAAGCAGGCGGCCGACGUCCGUGGACGCGGUACCGGAGGCCAAAAGCAGCGAUCUCUGCUGUACACGCUCGAAUACGAAUGGGACGAGAAUUCGCCUGGUCCCCAGCCUCCUCCCCCUCCUACCGCUGUGCUCCUUACCGGCCUCAACGCGCUCACCACCGUCGACCAGAUCACAAAGUUCCUGCGCCCCCACGGACGUAUCAAGGAGCUCGACGCCAAGAUGGACACCAAGAGCGGCAUGCAGCUCGGUAUCUGUUGGGUCAAGUUUGACGGCCCAGCUCCCGGUCGCCAGGGUACCGCACACGACGCAGCAGUCUUGGCCGUCAAGGCAUGUACGGGCCAGCGUGUGGGUCUGGCAAACGGCGAAAGAGUCAAAGUCGUCCUCGACGGCCGUGGCUUGCGGGCUAUCCAAGCAGUCAAGGACGAGAUGGAGCGGCGGUACAAGCCCAAGCCCAAGCCUGUUGCUGCCCCCGCUCCGGCGCCGCCGCCGCCUGCCGCGCCGAAACCCAUCGAACCUCUGCAGCCUAAAAGCGAGCCUGCUCCGCCUCGCUUCGGACCCGGUGCCAGUGCCCGUGGCCGUCCACCACCUCCCAAGUUUGAUUCGUUUGGCCGCAACUUUUCCAGCCUGUCACGUUCGCUUCCCGUGCGCGGGUUUCAGCAGCGCGACACGGGCUAUGGCGCACGCGGCACGCAAGACGUUUCGCGCGACUUUCGUACGUUCCAGGACUUUUCGCGCGACUUUCACGGUCCGUCUGCGUCAAGGUUUGGUAGCCGCAGUGACUUGUACUCGCCCAUACACUCAUCGAGGUCGAGGUCGCGCUCCCGUUCCCGUUCGCGCUCGGUCUCGUCCUAUUCGUCCGAUUCAGACUCGGACAACCGCCCAGCGUACCGCCGCGGAGGAUCUCCGCCCAUCCGCGCACGCGGCACGGCUCGCGCCGACGUUGACCGCAAGGCGGCCGACGAGGCGGCAGUGGAAAAAGUCAAGACGGCACUGGCGACCAACUCGCGUGCGUAUGUCUUCAUCGACGCCAAGAGCCUCAAGCACGGCAGCGAUGUGAUGGAAGAGCACGUCGAGGCGCAUUUCCGCUCCUUCAAGCCCGAGGCGGUGCUCCACAACCAUGUCGGAUGGUACAUUCUCUUUGGCGACGACCAGGCGGCGUACCGUGCUCGCAGCUUGCUGGACAAUACCGCUGUCCAGGGCCACCGGCUUUCUAUUGAGGUGCGCACGGCGGCCGCCAAGAGUUCUGGUGCUGCAGCUGCUGCUGCUGCUGCCACUGGUCUGGGUGGUGCAGCACCUGCCACGCCUGAAAAGGGCGGUUGGCGCUUCCUCACCAUCACCAAGAAGCACCCGUCCGCCGCACCCAACCGCCGCGCCGCCGCGCCCCUCCUCAGUCCCAAGCGCUCCAAAAAGGUCGCCCUCGACAGCAGCCGCCGCCGCCACUCUGUUAGCUACACGUCAAGUGAGAGCAGUGACGACGACGACAAUGAAGGAGUUGUCCGCCGCCCCGCCGCCAAGCGCGUGGCUGAGAGCGACGACGAUGACGAUGAGCCCAUGGUCGUCGACAAGGCUGUCAAGGAGGAACUGUCACCCAAGGACGAGGCAGAGGUCUCCAAGAAGCGCGCGGCAAAACCAAAGGAGAAGGAGGCCAAGAAGAAGGCCAAGGUCGCCGCCGCCGCUGUCAAGGUAGAGGUCGAGGUGGCUGCUGAACCCGUCCCCGCUGUUGCCGAGAUCCACGUCCCUACUGUCCCCGCCGAGGUCAAGCCGAAACCCAAGCCCAAGCCCAAGGCCACGGCGCUGGACAAGCUCAUGACGUCUGGCGCAGUCGUCGACGACGAGGAUGCGUUUUGGCUAGGCCAGGCACUUGCUGGUGCGGCCGAGGACGAGCUGGACCUCUCGGACGGCGAGCCAGAGCUGGACGGCGCACAUCCGCUGUUCCACACGUCGGGAGCGUGGCGUGCAGAGGGCCGCAAGAAGAUUCCGCCCAUCCAGAAAUCCGCCUAUUUGCCACAACGCAACCGCGCGACCACUGCCGCUGAAGAUGCAGCCACGGCCACCGGCCUCGCUGCCGGCCGCACGGCACGUAUCACCGGCCGUCGUCUUGCCCUCGACAUGGACAUUCACCGCAAGGCCGCCGCGCCCAGUGCCGCCGCGGCCGCAGACGCCAGCGACCUGUUUGCGUUCAACCAGCUGUGUAUCCGUAAGAAACAGCUGCGGUUCGCCCGUUCCGCCAUCGAGGGUUACGGUCUGUACGCGAUGGAGACGAUCCAGCCCGGCGAGAUGGUGUGCGAGUACGUUGGCGAACUAGUGCGCUCGACCGUCGCCGAGAUUCGCGAACACCGGUACCUCAAGCAAGGCAUCGGUUCGUCGUACCUGUUCAGGAUCGACGGCGACACGGUCUGCGACGCAACGUUCCGCGGCUCGGUGUCGCGCCUCAUCAACCACUCGUGCGACCCCAGCGCCUCGGCCAAGAUUAUCAGUAUCAACGGCCAGAGCAAGAUUGUCAUUUACGCCAAGAAAGUGUUGCGGCCCGGAGACGAAAUCUUGUACAAUUACAAGUUUGAGCUCGAGAGCGAUCCGGGCCAGAGACUCGUGUGUCUCUGUGGUUCGGAGAACUGUACUGGGUUCCUCAACUAG
Molecule: messenger RNA, 3936 nt
Organism: Apiotrichum porosum
Lineage: Eukaryota; Fungi; Basidiomycota; Tremellomycetes; Trichosporonales; Trichosporonaceae
Gene: SET1
Product: histone methyltransferase set1
Exons: 2
Coding region: 1-3936 (1311 amino acids)
Cellular component (GO): Set1C/COMPASS complex
Molecular function (GO): nucleic acid binding; histone H3K4 methyltransferase activity; protein binding
Source: RefSeq, a predicted model, not a curated record